This is a messenger RNA of Ostrinia nubilalis (European corn borer), 1680 nucleotides long. RefSeq lists its product as uncharacterized. The record is from RefSeq and is a predicted model, not a curated record. NCBI's taxonomy places the organism in Eukaryota, Metazoa, Arthropoda, Insecta, Lepidoptera, Crambidae. Bases 139 to 1680 code for a protein of 513 amino acids. The transcript has 5 exons.
CUCCACGCGAGCGGCUGUCUCACGGGGGACCCUCGUCGCUCGUCGCCGCAAACUAGCGAAACGACCGCUCGCGACCUCUCCAUGCCUGUUGGUGAUAUGGGGCGUGAUUGAGGAGUGAAGUGAUUUUUGAUUGCAAACAUGGCAGCGGCUAUGAUAUCGGACAGAGGACUGCGUAAGAAGCUGACCCAAGAGGCGAUUCCUGAAAAAACGCCGCGCAAGCCGUCGAAACGCAAAUCCGCCGCGGGCAGUUCCAAAAGUGACAAGAAGAACGAGCAGAAUAAUAAUAAGAGAGCGAAGGUUCAGACGGGCGAUCCUAAAUUGGAUUUGUUCUCGACGUACCAGCCGUGGGUGAUUCAGACUUACGGGGAUUUGGCGAAAACUAAAACGAUCACGUUGAAGAAGUACGCGCGAAUUCUGCGCACGCUUCGGGGGGAGGAAUGCAACAGUUCGGACAGUUCCAAGUUUCGGUUUUGGGUGAAGGCGAAGGGUUUUCACGCGGGGAAGCCUCCGGGGUACGAUGCGAAGCCUGCCGAUGGUAUUGUAUGCCGCUACAGCGUGUUGGAUGCUGAUUAUGCAAAUCAGGACGUCUACACGGGCUCGCAGAAUGAUCCGCCGCUGUAUAUCCCGACUCCACCGUUAAAGAAUGCACCAAAUCAAGAUCCAGUUUAUCGAAAAGUGGCGAUUGUUGAAAAUUUCUUCGACAUCAUCUACACAGUCCACGUAGAACUGGAAGGUCGACCGGGAAAACAUGCGGGCCAAAAACGGACAUAUAGAACUAUCACCGAGACGUACGCGUUCCUUCCCCGCGAGGCCGUCACGCGUUUCCUGACCGGAUGCGCCGAGUGUGCGCGGCGCCCGCGCAGCGCCUCACCUCCCCCCCUCCCCACUCCGUCCCCCUCGCCCACCAGACACCCCACCUACCUCCCCUUCUUACCCCAAUGCUCCGAUUACUCCCGAAACUGGGAGUCGGAGAUAGACGCCGCGCAAAAUUUCCCUUACGAAUACGAAAUACCCAAGAAAAUUGACAGCCCGAAAGCUGACACUGAAGAAGCUGAACCUACGUAUAUCGAACUCACCUCUAAAAAGAAUUUCGAAGCAAAUAAUUUAUACAAUUCGCCUGUAGAACCGGCGUUUAGAGAAGUAGAACCAGUCAGAACUGAUCCUGAAAUUGACAAGGAUGACAGUUUGAUAGAUGUAGAAGACGUCAGAUGUGAUAGUCCGCCGCCUUUGCAGAUAGUAGAGGAUAGUAGUAGAAGUAAGGAAGAGAAAAGUACCAGGGCGGCAUUGAUGGGAGGAGCUAAAGAGAACAAGACUGAGGUUAAGAAAGAGAAGAAGUAUAAUCCUUUGGACGUGGCGAAUUUGACAUCGAAGGAUCCUCCUAAGGCUAGAUCGCCUCCAAGAAAAAAGCUUCUAAUGUCUAGUAUAGAGCACCCUAGUACGUUUGGGAGGGUGCCUAAACCCUGGAGGCCUGAUGGGGGGGUGUACUAUGGCGGGGAGGAGAUGGACUUCAGCGUGCCUAUCACCACAGCAUACCUGAAGCAUAUGAGGAGUAUGGGCAUGGCGUUUCAGGAGAGAUUGGACGCGGAAAAUAAGAACUACUCGGACUUUUCAGAAUACAACUCAGAGCUCUCAACAUCUCGCCUCAACCCUGCCACAUCCAGUCCCUCGCCCUCCUGUUAA